Molecule: messenger RNA, 3453 nt
Organism: Gopherus flavomarginatus (Mexican gopher tortoise)
Lineage: Eukaryota; Metazoa; Chordata; Testudines; Testudinidae
Product: zinc finger protein 239-like
Exons: 2
Coding region: 577-1722 (381 amino acids)
Source: RefSeq, a predicted model, not a curated record
GCUCCUUGGAGAGGAGUCAACAAGAACUUAGGAUAGGAUAGAAAACCAACGUAGUGUACUAGACACGCUAAGCAGAUCUGUUUCUAAGCCACUGCAGAGAGUCAGGAUGGAGGGCAGUGAAGAAGGAACAAGUCUGUUAGGACCGCCUGAGAGCAAGCUUUAAAACCAAGGAGUGCAGCUUACUGUUCUUGGUUCUGAAACGACUGGGAAGCCAGUGGAGGUAUUUGGGCAUGGUGCUGAUGGAAGGGCUAUAUUUGUCAAGAUCGAGUUUAGUUCCUCUAGAGCGCAGGGAGGCUGUUUGGAGAGAACACAAAGUAAAACCAUUAUUGGAGAAAGCGGGUAAGAAGAGAGAAGAUCAUUGUCCGAACUAAGCCCGGGAAAUUGGAGGUUAAAACCACAGAGCUUCUUAACCCACCCUGCCCUAGAGAGGAUCAGCACACUCAGAGGGAGGAGGACUUCAUAAAGAUGGGACUUCCCUGUUCCCCAGCCAAAUAUCGCUCCCAGCGCCAUGUGUCUGAAGCGACAGAAUCUGCAUCUCCAGUGAAAACAACACCCCUCCACUGACGUGCUAGGGGCAUGAAUCCCCGGGGAGCAGCUCGGAGCACAGGUGAUGGGAUCAUAAGUGAAAAUGAGGAGGAGAAUCCACACCAGGAGGGUUUUCAGACAGAGGAGCCAAGUGUACCAUUGUCAGAAAAAUCCAGAAGGAAAGAUUCACAGAGCCCCAACUGGGAAGAGGACUGUGAGGAUGAGUGGGGGACAGAAAAUCAGGAGAGAAAUCUUCCAGGAAAGAAAUGGGAUGAAUCUCCUCCCCGAGAGAGAGGUUUCAGGAAACUCAAAGACAUCAUUGCCCAGCAGAGGCCCCACACUGGAGAGAAACCUCAUAAAUGUUCUGACUGUGGGAAGAGCUUUAGUCGGAGAUCAAACCUCAUUCAGCACCAGAGGACCCACACAGGCCAGAGACCUUACGAGUGCCCCGAGUGUGGGAAAACCUUCAGCCUGCGCUCGACACUUACAAGACAUCAGCGAACCCACCUGCAGGAGAAGCCCUAUAAAUGCACUGAGUGCGGGAAGAGCUUCCGCCAGAGCUCAGACCUGAUUGCCCACCAGCGAGUGCACACAGGAGAGACCCCGUACCGGUGUGCCGUGUGUGGGAAGAGCUUUGGACGGAGCUCCAACCUGAGCCAGCACCAGACCACGCACAUGGAGGAGAGACCCUAUCAAUGUGCCGACUGCCUGAAGAGUUUCCGGAGCAGUUCAGCCCUGGUGCAGCACCAGAGGAGCCACACGGGAGAGAAACCCUAUCAGUGCUCUGAAUGCAGGAGUCGCUUCCUGCAGAGCUCGGACCUCAUCAAACACCAGAGGAUCCACACCGGAGAGAGGCCCUACCAGUGCCCCGCCUGUGGGAAAUGCUUCAGCCAGAGCUCCUCACUCACUGAGCACCAGAGAACCCACACCGGAGAGCGACCCUACCGUUGCACCGAGUGCGGGAAACGUUUCUGCCAGAGCUCCACACUCAUCCAGCACCAGAGGAUUCACACAGGGGAGAAGCCCUACAGAUGCACUGAGUGUGGGAAGAGCUUCUGCCGGAGCUCCAACCUGAAUCAGCACCUGACAAUCCACAUGAUAAAGAAACCUCAUGGGUGCACUGACUGUGGGAGGGGCUUCAGUCAGCUCACUAACCUUAUUAUACACCAGAGAAUCCACUCUGGAGAGACCCCCUAGGACAGUGGUUCUCAAACUUUUGUGUUGGUGACCCUUUCACACAGCAAGCAUCUGAGUGUGACCCCUCACCCCCCAAAAAAUUAAAAACAUUUUAAAAAUAUUUAAUACUAUUAUAAAUGCUGGAGGUGAAGCGAGGUUUGGGGGGGUGGAGGUGACAACUCAUGACCCCCCAUUUAAUAAUCUCGUGACCCCCUGAGGGGUCAUGACCCCCAGUUUGAGAAUCCCUGCUCUAGGAGCUGUGGGGACAGCUUCACGGACCUACCAGCACCAGAAAAUACAUUCCACACAGAAAGCUUUGCUGGCUAUCUUCCCUCAAUAGUGGCCUACUCCGGGAGGUUCAAUUCAGGGAGUGAUUAGGGAUAUCUUCCUCCACCUUUAAGAGAUUUAUCAACUGGACAGUCUUGCAGCGAAUGAUCUGUUCUAUUUUGUUGCUUUUGCUCCACCCACUGCAGAGUGAAACUGAUCAGGAUCAUGCCAGUUUCAUUCUGCUGCUGUACAGUUGGGAUCUGCAGAGAGGGGUUGGUGGAGAAAAAUGACCCGAGGGGGUCAGACACACAGAAGCAAGGGGGAAGGUAAUGUUGCUCAGGGCUGUUCCAGAGACUAUCUUUAUCUGCAGCUCUCAUGUAAUAUAUAAUAUACCUUCUAGGUCAGGUGUCGAUAGAUACACACAGCCAGGGUAUAUUGGCUUCACAGGUGCAGAACUGCAAAGCAGUGACUUCUCAUGCGCUAUGGAAUGGACAUCAACACACCAGGACGGUCAAACUGGGUUGGGAGAACACAGUUUCUAGUGCUUGGAUCCUUCAGGGAGAAGACAAACACUGCAGUGUUCACAUGAAGUACAGGCCACUAGUGAGGUAAUGGGAUUGUGUGAAGUCCAUAAACUGGGGCCAUUGUCAGGUAUCUAAUUCUAUACUAGACAUGCGUUCCAUGAAGAGGCCAGAAAGUCCUCAGGUACUCAGCAGAAUAUGAGGAGCUGUUGUGGCCACUGCAUGUGAUCCCAACUCUAAAUACAGUCUUCCUCCUCCCACAACCCAGUCUUCAUGACAGUAACAAAUAUGCAUUCAGCAAUGUUAAUGAGCAGCAGAGGUGGAUUAAGAUAUAUUGGGGCCUGGGCAAAAAGAAUGUUUGCCCCCUCCCCCCCUGUCAUGGGGCCAAACCCCCUUCUCCUCCCCUUCCCCCCAAGGCCCCACUCCCUGGCCUGGCCAGAAGUUAGGCCAUGGUAAGAGCUGCCCAGGGAGCCUGGGACACUGUGGGGAGCCUGGUGUGGUGCACCCUGGGGGGAAGGGACAAGAGCUGGGGGCUGAUCUUGGGCACCUCGGCCCCCUGCCCAAGGCAGGUGCAGGGUUCGGGACUCCCCAGAGCUGCCCAGGCUCCCUGGGCAGUUCUUACCACAGCCUAGGGCAGUGAUCAGCUCUGCUUUGGCCCUGCCCCAGCACUGCCCCCAGCCCCAGCUGUGGUUCUGCUCCCAGCUGCACUCCCACUCACAGCCCUGGACUGCGGGCCCCAGCCCAGCUCCUGGCCUUGGCUCCCAGGGUGGGGCACAGACCAGGUAAGGGGGGGCCUAACAGAAAUUUUGGGGACCCCUGGCCUAGGGUGAUCAUACAUCCCCUUUUGGCCCAGACAUCCUGAUGUUUUUGGCAAAACUGGGUAUUUGGCCUAUUUGCUCUUUUCAACUGAUCACCAGCUGGCAAGAGCAAACAGUACAAACGCCCAGUUUUGCCACAAAGGAGU